AUGGUCGACAGUCACACUUCACUCCAACCUCGCGUCACUCGCGAGCACAUCGAGAUGGGCGACUCGGACAGUACAAGGACGUCCUCGAGGCAGAGGCUGCUGGAGUCUCAGCAAGAGGACUCUCCAGCAAGACUCGUCGGCAUGGCCCGGCACACUCUGGGAUUGAUUCUCCUCCUCUGUGUCGUGUUUCUCUGGACUCUGUCCAACUUCUUGGGAAGUAGCAUAUUCGCCGACAACACAUACGCGAAACCUUUCUUCUUGACCUAUCUCAAUACAUCCAUGUUCAUGCUGGCCAUGAUACCCACGCUCCUGCGAUCCGCAAACCGAAGCCGACAAAGGCAUCGGCACCUGUACAGUACCAUUCGAUCGGCGCUUACUAGAAGAGAGAGCUAUAGACCUUUGUUCAACAGCGGCACACCAGACCCGGAAGACUCAGAGUCGGAGAGGUUUAUUGAACCGAUUAAGUCAGUCACAGAUCAAGAGCCAGAGGUGGCCGAAAAGGAUAAACACCUGGGGAUAAUUGCGACCGCUCGCCUCUCUCUUGCUUUCUGCUUCCUUUGGUUUGGUGCAAACUACUUCGCCAUGGCGUGCCUGCAAUAUACAACGGUGGCGUCGACCACCAUUCUAACCUCGACGUCCAGUUUCUGGACUUUACUUAUCGGCGCCCUUACCGGCACGGAGAAGUUCACGUGGCGGAAAUUCUGUGGCGUCCUAGGAUCUUUGGUAGGCAUCAUGCUCAUCUCACGCGUCGACCUUACCAAGAGCGCGGACGACGAAAUUCCCCUUCCGCCAGAUGACCAGUUUCCCGACAAACCGCCAUCAGAGCUUGCCCUGGGCGAUGCCCUGGCUCUUUUAUCCGCCAUCAUCUACGGCGUGUAUACCAUCACACUAAAAAAGUCAACCAUGAAGGCGUCGCCACGCUCUCUUAACAUGCCUUUGUUUUUCGGUCUGGUCGGAACGUUCAACUUGGUCUUGCUGUUUCCUAUGUUCCUCGUCCUUCAUUAUACGGGGUUAGAGCGGUUUGAACUGCCGCCUUCGCGUUGGAUUUGGACCAUACUGUUGACAAACAGCAUCAGCAGUCUGUUUAGCGACAUUUGCUGGGCUUAUGCUAUGGUGCUCACGAGUCCUCUACUGGUCACGGUUGGGCUGAGUCUGACGAUCCCGCUCAGCCUGGUCGGGGAGAUGGUACUACAGGGACACUAUGAAGGCUGGCUUUAUUGGGUUGGAGCGUUGGUUGUGGUCGGGAGUUUCCUGUUUGUUGACCACGAGGAGAGAGAAGAGGAGGCAGAAGGUGCAAUUGGACCAGCGCUUCCCUUGCAGGACGACGACGACGACAGCGGGGAUCAUACACUUCGAACACAGCAUGCGAAUAUCGCCUCUGCAAGCGAUGGAGCGACGCUCAGGAUGUCCUCUGAUGGCCAACUUACUCGCCUACAGUCGUCUGGAGGACAGAGAAAGCAAGGCCGAAGAAACUUUUGGGACAUGUUCCGAUCAGGGGACGGCGACCGCCGGGCGUCUGGUGCUGAUGAGGACUUUGUGAAUCGUCGAGAUAUAGAUUGA
Molecule: messenger RNA, 1560 nt
Organism: Capronia epimyces CBS 606.96
Lineage: Eukaryota; Fungi; Ascomycota; Eurotiomycetes; Chaetothyriales; Herpotrichiellaceae
Exons: 2
Coding region: 1-1560 (519 amino acids)
Biological process (GO): regulation of peptide transport
Cellular component (GO): membrane
Source: RefSeq, a predicted model, not a curated record